AUGACUUCAUUGCUUCGACGACCAGGCAAUCUCGCCCGGUACUCGAGGAGAGUAGCCGACAGCGUCUUCCGCGCCGGGCCGCUCACCGUGCAUGCCCCCCAAUCCCGCGUCUCGGCCCUGAUCCUCGCGCAACGAGCGCGCACAUACGCCACGCAGCAACCCGGCGACAACGGCUCGAAGCCGCCAGCAAACGGGAAUGGCCAGGACAAGAAGACGGAGAGCACAAACGGUCAAUAUGGCAAUGCCAAGGCGAAGAACACCCCCCAGCACGCCAUCACACCCGAAGACGAGCAGCUGCUCAAUCGGUUCGUCGAGGAGAUGAAGACACGGAUGGAUUUCGAGCCGGCUAAAUCGAUGGUGGAGGAAAUGCGACAAAAGUGCAUGGUCUGCGGCUUGAAUCCGGACAUGAGGUCUUAUAUGGAACAAGUAGUCCAAGGGAAGACACCGUCAUUUUUAAGGGAUCACACAGAUCCCAGCAAACACACGAAGGCGGACAUUCAAGAAAUGAAGAAACAUCUGGAUGAUCUCAGGAAAAGACGAGCAGAAGCCCGGGCGGCAUCUGGGAAAGGACAACAGCAGAAAGACGGGAAAGGACAGCCAAAUGGCGAGCCACCCAAGUUCACCGAGAUCAAACUUGAUGUUCCGUCAAUCUUGAUCGGUUCCCUCGUCUUCUUCUGGUUUUAUACCAGUCUGUUCCCUUCGGAGAACAAACAGGAUAUCACUUGGCAGGAGUUUAGAGCGGAUUUCCUCGAGAAGGGCUUGGUGGAGAAGCUAGUUGUGAUCAACAACAACCGAGUGCGAGUUUAUCUGGAUCGUGAUGCGGUUGCCUCCGUAUAUCCCGGCUCGCCUGCUCAGAAUGGCAACUUCUACUAUUUCUUCAGCAUCGGUUCUGUCGACAGCUUUGAACGGAAACUUGAUGCAGCGCAGGAGGAACUCGGUAUUCCAAGCGCGGAGCGAAUUCCCGUUCAAUAUUCUGAGGAGGUUCCAUUGGCAGCUACACUUUUGUCUUUUGCUCCUACGGUCCUUCUUCUCGGCGGACUCUUUUUCCUGUCGAGACGUGCAGGCGGCGGAGGUGGCCAGAGCGGUAUUUUCGGCAUUGGCAAAAGUCGGGCCAAACGGUUCAACCACGAGUCGGACAUCAAAAUCAAGUUCUCCGAUGUGGCUGGCAUGGACGAAGCGAAACUGGAGAUCAUGGAGUUCGUUAGCUUUUUGAAGAACCCUAAGAAGUUUCAGAAACUGGGAGCCAAGAUUCCUCGCGGUGCUAUUCUUUCGGGCCCUCCUGGUACAGGUAAGACUUUACUCGCCAAGGCUACUGCUGGUGAGUCUGGCGUUCCCUUCUUCAGCGUCAGCGGCUCUGAAUUCGUCGAAAUGUUUGUUGGUGUCGGUCCUUCGCGUGUGCGCGACCUUUUUGCCAAUGCCCGUAAGAACACUCCCUGCAUCAUCUUCAUCGACGAGAUCGACGCUAUCGGCAAAUCGCGUUCCAAGAACCACAUGGGCGGUGGAAAUGAUGAGCGCGAGAGUACUUUGAACCAAAUUCUCACCGAAAUGGAUGGUUUCAACACUUCUGAUCAAGUGGUUGUGUUGGCUGGUACGAACCGACCCGACAUUUUGGACAAGGCUUUGAUGCGUCCCGGUCGAUUUGACCGACAUAUUUCCAUCGACAGACCUACCAUGGAUGGUCGCAAGCAGAUCUUUGCUGUCUACCUGAAGAAAAUCGUGACCAAUGAGGAUAUCGAGUACUUGAAAGGACGACUUGCGGCCUUGACCCCUGGAUUUGCAGGUGCUGACAUCGCGAACUGUGUGAACGAAGCGGCACUCGUUGCGGCCCGUGAAAAUGCGGAGAGCAUUACAAUGAAGCACUUCGAGCAGGCGAUCGAGCGUGUAAUCGGUGGCUUGGAAAAGAAAUCACUUGUACUCUCUCCCGAGGAAAAGCGUACAGUUGCAUAUCAUGAAGCUGGACAUGCUAUCUGUGGCUGGUACUUCCGUUGGGCCGAUCCUCUUCUCAAGGUUUCUAUCAUCCCCCGUGGUCAGGGAGCAUUGGGUUACGCCCAGUACUUACCUUCCAACGGUGAUACCUACCUGAUGAACGAGAGGCAGAUGCUGGACCGUAUGGCCAUGACGCUUGGUGGCCGUGUCAGCGAAGAAUUGCACUUCGAUACCAUCACCACUGGCGCCAGUGACGAUUUCAACAAAGUAACCAGGAUGGCCACCGCCAUGGUAACCAAGUAUGGCAUGUCUCCUAGUCUCCGUUAUAUCUUUUACGAGGAGGACCCUCAAUCGCAGAUGCACAAGCCUUUCUCGGAAGAAACGGCGCGCAAUAUUGACAUGGAAGUCCGUUCAAUCAUUGCCAAGGCACACAAGCAAUGCCGCGACCUCCUAGAGGCGAAGAAGAAGGAAAUCGGCAUCGUGGCCGAAGAACUUCUGGCCAAAGAAGUUCUCAGCCGAGACGAUAUGAUUCGUCUUCUGGGCCCGCGGGAAUGGCCCGACUCUGGCGAGUUCGCCAAGUACUUCGAUGGUCGCUCCGGCGCCACGAUUGCUCCCCCCGACCCGACCCAGACGGACGACAGCGCCAAAGGAAAGGAUGGACGUGACUCAACGCCAAUCCCACCAUAG
Aspergillus aculeatus ATCC 16872 is the source of this 2613-nucleotide messenger RNA. RefSeq names its product ATP-dependent metallopeptidase FtsH/Yme1/Tma family protein. Bases 1 to 2613 code for a protein of 870 amino acids. Gene Ontology annotation, cellular component: m-AAA complex; membrane. Gene Ontology annotation, molecular function: zinc ion binding; ATP binding; ATP-dependent peptidase activity. The record is from RefSeq and is a predicted model, not a curated record. NCBI's taxonomy places the organism in Eukaryota, Fungi, Ascomycota, Eurotiomycetes, Eurotiales, Aspergillaceae. Gene Ontology annotation, biological process: mitochondrial protein processing; protein-containing complex assembly. The transcript is spliced from 3 exons.